AGGAGGGGAUACAGAUACUCCUGCAGGCUAAUUGUAACAGCCAACGUCCGCAGGUAGAGUUCUGAUCCGCCUGCGUUAAGAACUGGAGUUAAAUUUAAAGCGAGCUGUUUCGGGACUUGAGCGUCAAAAAAGCUGGAAGAAUGUUCCAUCAAGUACAAUGAGCGCCAGUUUGUUUCCUCAUAUGAUACCCUCGAAUACAAUUUUGAUGAGCAAUUCUGAGACGUUUUUGGAUUCCUAAAAAAGUGGAUCCCACUUCCUAAGAAUCAUGAGAAAUACUUGGUUGUCGCCCCGGAGAGCGAUUUUGGAAUACUGGACAACGGUCAUGGUGUGUCUUUUUUGGAUUCAGUGUUCUUGCGGGAUGCCUCAUGUCAUACGAAUAGGAGGAAUUUUUGAACUAGUGGAAGGGCCUGCCCCACUCGUCAGUGCAGAAGAGCUGGCCUUUAAAUUUGCUGUCAAUAACAUCAACAGAAACAGGACAUUAUUGCCAAAUACAACAUUAACAUAUGACAUCCAGAGGAUUAAUAUCUAUGACAGCUUUGAGGCCUCAAGAAAAGCUUGUGACCAGCUGUCUUUAGGUGUAGUGGCCAUAUUUGGGCCAUCUCAUAGCUCCUCGUCAAAUGCAGUACAGUCGAUCUGCAAUGCACUGGAGGUCCCGCACAUCCAGGUGCGGUGGAAACAUCACCCUAUGGACAACAGGGACACAUUUUAUGCCAACUUGUACCCAGACUACUCAUCCCUCAGCUAUGCCAUCCUAGAUUUAGUACAGUUCCUCAAGUGGAAAACAGCUACUGUGGUGUAUGAUGACAGCACUGGUUUGAUUAGACUCCAGGAGCUGAUCAUGGCUCCAUCCAGGUAUAAUAUCAGGCUGAAGAUUCGCCAGCUCCCACUGGACACCACCGACACCCGUCCCCUGCUGAAGGAGAUGAAGAGGAGCCGAGAAUUCCGCAUCAUCUUCGACUGUAGCCACAUCAUGGCUGCCCAGAUACUCAAACAAGCCCAGAUGAUGGGAAUGAUGACAGAGUACUACCACUACAUCUUUACCACUCUGGACCUUAUGGCUAUCAAUUUAGAGCCGUACCGUUUUUGUGGUGUUAAUAUGACCGGCUUCCGUAUCCUGAAUGUGGACAAUCCUCAGGUGGCUUCUAUUGUGGAGAAAUGGUCCAUGGAGAAGCAGAUACCCCCAAAACCUGACUCUGGUCUCCUGGAAGGAAUCAUGACGACAGACGCUGCUCUGACGUAUGAUGCGGUCCACAUCGUUUCCGUCUCCUACCAGCACGCACCGCAGAUGACGGUCAACUCUCUGCAGUGCCACCGACACAAGCCGUGGAGGUUCGGCGGACGCUUCAUGAGUUUCAUUAAAGAGUCCCAUUGGGAUGGCCUGACAGGACGGUUGUCCUUCAACAAGACAACAGGCCUGCGGACUGACUUUGACCUAGACAUAGUCAACCUGAAGGAGAAUGGCCUAGAAAAGGUGGGGAAAUGGAGUGCUUCAGGAGGGCUGAACAUCACGGAGGUCCCUAAGCGAAAUGGCAUGAACAUCACUGACUCACUUUCCAACCGCUCGCUGAUCAUCACCACCAUACUGGAGGAGCCAUAUGUCAUGCUUAAGAAGUCUGACAAGGCGCUUGUUGGCAACGACCGCUUUGAGGGCUUCUGCACUGACCUGUUGAAGGAGCUGGCUAGCAUUCUGGGCUUUGCCUACGAGAUCCGCCUGGUGCCCGAUGGGAAAUAUGGCUUCCAGGAUGACAAGGGCCAAUGGAAUGGCAUUAUAAGGGAGCUUAUGGAGCAUAGAGCAGAUCUGGCUGUAGCUCCUCUCACAAUCACCUUUGCGAGGGAGAAAGUGAUAGACUUCUCCAAGCCCUUCAUGAACACAGGAAUUAGCAUCCUGUACCACCGGCCAAACAACACCAACAAUGGCUUCUUCUCCUUUCUCAAGCCCAUGACCCCUGACAUCUGGGUGUACAUUCUACUUGCCUAUCUGGGUGUUAGCUGUGUUCUGUUUGUCAUCGCCAGAUUUAGCCCUUAUGAGUGGUAUGACGCCCACCCAUGUAACCCAAGCUCUGAUGUAGUAGAGAACAACUUCACGCUCCUCAACAGCUUCUGGUUCGGUGUAGGUUCCUUGAUGCAGCAAGGGUCUGAGCUGAUGCCCAAAGCUCUUUCCACACGGAUCAUAGGAGGCAUCUGGUGGUUCUUCACCCUCAUCAUCAUCUCCUCCUACACGGCCAACCUGGCCGCCUUCCUCACCGUGGAGAGGAUGGAAUCUCCCAUCGAUUCAGCCGAUGACCUGGCAAAGCAGACCAAGAUUGAGUAUGGUGUAGUAAAAGAUGGAGCUACUAUGUCGUUCUUUAAGAAAUCGAAAGUUUCGACAUUUGAGAAGAUGUGGGCUUUUAUGAGCAGCAAACAGAGCACAUCAUUUGUCAAGUCAAUUGAAGAUGGCACACAAAGGGUCCUGAAGUCUGACUAUGCGCUUCUCAUGGAGUCGACUACCAUAGAAUAUGUGACGCGCAGAAACUGUAACCUAACCCAAGUUGGAGGCAUUAUUGACAGCAAGGGCUAUGGCAUUGGUACACCCAAAGGUUCCCCUUAUAGAGACAAAGUGACCAUAGCAAUCCUGAGCUUGCUGGAGGAUGGGCGUCUGCACAUGCUCAAAGAGAAGUGGUGGAGUGGGAGCAGCUGCCAGGAAGACGAGCGUUACGAAACAGGCCCCAUGAACAUCCAGAACCUGGGGGGCAUCUUCAUUGUGCUGGCCUCGGGUUUAGUGUUGUCCGUCUUCGUUGCUAUUGGGGAGUUUAUUUACAAACUUAGGAAGACAGCGGAGCGUGAACAGGUCUUUCUGCAGCACGGUGGUGGAAGAGAUCAGACUGUCGUUCACGUGCGAGAGAAGAGUGAAACACAGGCGCCACCAGCCACCAGCCAUGGUGAAGAAGGACGCCGUGAUCAACAUCCACACCUUCAACGACCGUCGCCUGCCGGGAAAGGACAACGUGAGCUGCAACACCGGGAUGACGCCCGUGUUUCCAUGACGUGCCUGGGGGAUGGGCACCUGAGGCACGUUCCCGGCGCCAUGCCUGAGAGCACCGACUAUGGCUCAGAGAUGAUCACGGCAUUCACCAUCAACCGCAGAGACAUCCGUAACCAAACGGCAAACCAGAAUGGUGGCAGUAGCAGCAACCCGGGUAAUGACCACAUCCUCAAACCAAUGUACCCCACCAUGCCACUAAGGGAGGGAGGCCGCUCCGUGUCCUUCCUGUGAGAAAGAUCCAUGAGGACAGCUUUCUGGGCUUGAGUCUGAUGUUUAUGUAUGAAACACAAACACAUGUUCACCAUCUGUUCACUGGAAAUCUAAGGAGUCCCUACCCAACCCCCACACCAAGAAAAAAAAGACAAGCAUCUCAUUGGAGCAAAUGAAAUAGGAGAUAAAAGAGGCUUCAUUGAAGCAUGGCAAUAAACAAACUACAGAAUGACAUGAAGGGUGUAGUUUCUCAUAGAGCAUCAUUUAUAGCACAUCAAAUUCAUUUUGGAAAUUCAGUGCUCAGACUAAUUUAGUUUGGAUUUUUUUUUUUUUUUUUUAAUGCUGAGGGCCUUUGAUCCUAUUGGUGAUGGGAACAGUUUUAUGGGAGCUAUGUGACAGAUGUGCUUUGGAAUUUGGGAUUAAUUUAAUUUGGGAUUGGAGACUUGGCUACUGGUAAUAUCUGAAGUUAGUGAUGGUAUGCAACCUCUAGAUCCACAAGAUUCAAGAUGGCUACUGAGAACAGUGCAUAUGACAUCCUUUCUGGUUCACAGAAUGAAUGCACAAACAGGGUUGACAUAACUCAAGGUAACAAAGCAUAUUUACAUUAAAAUUUUUCCUCCCUAAAGUUAAUAAAGGUUCUGUAUGUAGUUCCAUGUCUUAUCAUAGGGGCAGGACUAAAUCCAAUUUGUUUGUGUGCCACAUAAUAUGCUGCCACCAGAUGUUUUCUACACAUUAAAUGAUAAUGAGUUGACUGAUUACCACAAUAAUUGCCAAAGAUCUGUCCACAAAACAAGUUAGAUAUCUAAAUACACAUCCACUCCAAAGCAGCAGAGAAUAAAACUAAUUCAGUUGUGCUUAUGCACAUACAGAUUACUUCAUAUAUUCAAAGCUUAAUUUUAAUUCAUUAUUUUCAUCAGCUAAGCUCACAUUAACAGGAUAUGAUACAAGCUAUUAGAUUUAGCAUAUUUUAGAAACAAAAUAUACACAAAUACAUGACUUUCAUUAAAAUAAGUGUUUUACUAAGCUUCUUUUGAAGUAGGGACUACAAAAACAUUACUUCAGGUGUAUAAACACAUAUGAUCUGCCUGAAGUAGGGAUACUACACAGUACAUUCAGAAUACUCUUGUUAAGAGUAUUUGAAAUAUGAAAUCAGCACAGAAGGUACCAAUGCAUUUGCUUACAUUUGUUUCUUUCCAUCUAUUUCUGUACUCUUUUCCUGGGUCCUCAAGUGAAGAGUCUUGCAGAAAGGAUGAGAAAAAAGAGAUAAGUGGUCCUUGGAUGCCAUUUCUAUGAUGUACAAUAUUAGACCGGCAAGCACUAUAAGCCACAUACUCUGGUGACAGUCUGAAUAUAUGUGUCAUAUCUUUCCUCUGAUAGUAUUCUUACCUCACAAAUGAAUUUGAUGUAACAUUUUUCUGAAUUUAUGUAUGUCAUCAAGAAGUAUAGGGAGGUUAUAUGAAAUUGAGGCUUACAGUUUUUACAGUAGUUGGAUUACAGUCAGGUAUGCAUGUUGCAGUAUGUAUGUAACUGGACAGUGACACAAUUUUUGUUGUUUUGGCUCAGUAUUCUAACACAUUAGAUUUACUGCACAAUAUGAUUUAUGGCAUUUACAUGCAUAAAAAUGCAUUAAUUUGAAGGUGUAGAAAUUACCUUUUCCCAUUUCAAGGAGCCAUAAAUAAUUGGUCAAAUUACCAUAACUUCCUCAUACCCAGGGAACAGUGAAGACCAAUUUCACUAUUAUAUAAGGAUAUAGUGUGUUGACAUUAAAUAAAAUUGUCACAUUUCAGGGACUUGUUCCCUUUAGUCUCAUCUUCAGUAAGUGAAAUGAAUGCUCAGUUUGUUUAAAGACAGGUGACUGACUUGGCCAUUCAACAGCACUGCAUUUUUGGGCCUUAAAAACUCUUUGGUAUUUUACUAGUAUGUUUUGGGUCACUGGAACUUAGCUGGAUCCGAGCACUUAAGAUGCUUCUGUAAGUGUUGUAUUUAUCAAUAAAGACAUGUGAACCUGUAUCUCUGGCUUGCUGCCAUAUUUAUCAGAUGAGGUGGUAUACUUUAGAUUACGGACAGCUUUCUCUGCACACUCUCCUUAGGUUUUAAUUUUUUUUACAGCCAGUUCCCAUAUUUUACCAACACCCCACCCCCAAUCACACAAUGUCUCCUAACCUGAGCGGGCCAGAACUAAGGUAUGCUUCCUUAACUAUUGCUCAUUCCAUAUUGUAGGACAACUGAGAAAAGAGUUCAGUCUAUAAUCUAACAAUUUUUCAGUCUGUAAGAUAACAAAUUCUCAGUCUUUAAUUUAAGACAUGUUAGGCUACCAUCAGUCUGAUGAUCGGGACAGAGAAACCAAGCCAUCCAUCUUGAGAGAGCAGGGCCAGAUGGGUUCCUUUGGAUUCCAAGUCAUGGCUAGCUGUGGUAUUGUGAGGAUUCACACACAGGUGCUAGGGAGAGAACAUUACCCUCUUGGCCAGUUGUGCCACUUAUGAGCUUUGUUAGUUCUCUUGUGCAUGAUACAGUGACACACAGCUGGCAAUCAUACAGCUGAAUAUUGAAUUGUCCAAGUACAUUCUAAAAUUGUUUUACUGUCCAAUUACUUGUGAUCUGCAUUAUAGGUGUGGUAUUCCCAAAAUGAACACACUUCUUUCACUGUACAGUCAUAUGUGUGUAUGAGAGAUGAUGUGUUUGCAGGUAGAGGUCUGUGGACGCAUACAGGUGAGUGUAUGAUUGCAUUUGGUCUGACCAGUGUUCUGCUACAUGUCCUAUGCUUUUGCAUAGCCUUUAGCUGAUUCAUUCUGCAGACAUGAGUUAAAAGCUUUGAGGCAGCAAUUAGGCUUUUAACUUGUUGUAUCUGAGGAUAUACCACAGUUUGCCAGGAUGUACGUUGAAAGCUGUCUGACUCACUGUUGACCAGUUUUGAGAAUUUUAUGCAGCCUUGAAUUUUGCUAUUUUGGGUUUCCUACAAAUAAGGCAGAAACAAUAAUUGGACUUCAUAAUAUACAAUUGGAUUGAACAAUGAAGGACCCUCCUUCAUCCAGUCUUAUUUCUCUUAGACCACGAACAACAUUAAGUGACACUUCUCAUAGACUGCAUUAGGUUAGAUUGACUGUCUAAGGUUUCCUUAGUUUGUUAUGCAGAUGUGACAAACAAUACACAUGACCAGUGUUAGCAUUAUGAGAUUUAGGUGCUAAGAGUCUUCACUUGCUGCCUUUUCAGGUAGCUCAAGAGACUGCAUACCUCUGUGAGGUAAAUAUAAAAGACAGUGUCAAAAACAUUUUGUGUUCGACCUUUUUACUACAGAUAAUGUAAUGAUCAAGAUAACUCCAAUUCAUGGACUUGUUGUUGAUUCGGUGCAAACUCAUUGUGCAAGUGUCUUUUAAAUUCCAUGUAAUUUUAAUGCCCUCUUGCAAAGUAGACUAUAUAUUAGAUGAAAGGGGAAAAUUACUGUAUUUUGCUAAAUACUGAUUUUUACCUGUAAAUUGUUGUCUUUAUUUCCCAAUACCAAUCCUCUUUAUAAUAAAUCAAAUGGUGUAUCAGAAAUUGUAAAUACAUUUUGUAGUAUAGGAUCUGUUAUAUGAUUAUACUUGGAUGGAAUUUAGAAGAUAAUGAUUUUAUCUCUAAACCUUAUUACCUAAUACACUAAUUCAUUCAAAAUUGCGAAGUGAUUAAAGAAACAGUUUGAUAUGUGUGUCCCACUUUAAAAAAAAAUCUAAUGUAUUCAUAUAGAGUGUAUAUAAAUAAAAAAUAGAAUUUGAUUUUUGGAGGACUAGCUGUGAUUGCUUCAAAAAAUUGAAUGAUUUUUCAUCAUAUCUUUAAAUUGUUCAUGACUCUGUGGAUCAGCAUCAACUUUGUCCCACCACUUUAGAACGCUAAACAGAAUUCAUUUUGCAUAUUUUUAAUUGUUUGGUUAAAAACCUCAGAGUAGAAUGUGGUAUGCAUAUGAUGCCUUUAUUCUAAGACAUCCCAGUAAUUAUGUACCUACAAAUAACAGACUACAUAUCAAACAACUUCAGGAUAUUCAAGCUGUUGCCUCAUUCACUUGAAUAAAUUUGAUAAAAUUGGCUCUUAAACCUUUAUUUCCAUGUAUGAUCACCAGAUAAUCUGGUACUUUUGAAUAUUUAGCAAUGUUUCUAAGAUAUAAGCAUAAUUAUACAUGCAGUAUAAAAUUAAUUUCAUUACUCAGUAUAGACCUUUACAGUACCAUAAUAUGACAACAAUGAUGACCUGUUUCUCUGUACUUCAUGAACUAUUAUAUUAUGAAAUAUCACUUAUUUUCUGUAUAGAUUGCAACGUAACAUAGAACAUUUAGUUUAAGUAUUUGAAUCUGUGCUAUUUAAAGAGCAUAAACCUCUAUUUUAUAAAGGAUGAAUAAGCAAUGU
Messenger RNA from Electrophorus electricus (electric eel), 7605 nucleotides. The record is from RefSeq and is a predicted model, not a curated record. NCBI's taxonomy places the organism in Eukaryota, Metazoa, Chordata, Actinopteri, Gymnotiformes, Gymnotidae.